Molecule: messenger RNA, 927 nt
Organism: Helianthus annuus (common sunflower)
Lineage: Eukaryota; Viridiplantae; Streptophyta; Magnoliopsida; Asterales; Asteraceae
Product: serine/threonine-protein phosphatase 7 long form homolog
Exons: 4
Coding region: 1-927 (308 amino acids)
Biological process (GO): meristem maintenance; meristem development
Source: RefSeq, a predicted model, not a curated record
AUGAAUUUUGAAUGUCAUCCUGGUCCUCUUAAUGCAUCGGUGUUGUUCUUGGACAAGAAUCACCGUGCGUUUGAGGUAUUAAAAAAUCCAACAGAGUAUAGUAACCCAAUAAAUAUUAGACGAUCAGAUCAAGCGUUCUGGCAGCAUAUGAAAGAAAAUCCGGUUGGUGGAAGGGUAGAAGGUUUAAUACAUGCAGCAGGAUUCAGCGGGAUACUGCAAAUUGGGUACAAGUAUGUAGACCACUCCUUAAUAACUGCGUUGGUUGAGAGGUGGAGGCCAGAAACUCACACGUUUCACCUUCCUUUUGGAGAAACGACUGUGACAUUACAGGAUGUCAACGUGUUGUGGGGGCUACCAAUUGAUGGGUUGCCUAUUUCUAGGGCUGACACUGGUAUGUCGAUGUAUACUGUAAGAGACAAGUGUCAACAGGUGUUGGGGUUUACCCCUGAGGAAGCUGAUGUGAGGGGGUGCACAAUCUCACCUGAUAAUGCAAACCACCCGAUUGAUGUCAAAUUUUUAGAAUUUCUCGUAGACUUGCCCGCAUGUUCGGGAUAUAGUUGGGGCAGUGCUGUGUUAGCUCACCUUUACAGAAACCUUUGUAACACUGCAGCACCUAAUGCUAUAGCCAUUACUGGCCCAGUUGCGCUUCUACAAGUGUGGGUUUGGGAGAGGUUUCGUUGUUUUGCUCCUGUUGUUGCCCGGUUCAAGUGGAAGGGAAGCUUAACGUGUACAGAUGUUUCCACACAUUGCCUGAGAACAUAUAGAUCUCAGCUGCAAUUUAUGACCGAGGAAUGUUUAAUUGGAGACCAUACGACGACAUUGUGUGUAGACUCCCCGAUAUAUGUCGGAGUGGUAUGGGAAUUUGGCGGAGUUGUUGCCCUCUACUAUACUACUCGGUUGUGGAGCAUCACUAUCCUCAACGAGUGA